ACAAGCCCACCACCAUAACACACUCCUAUUACAACAUGUAGUCUGUCACGUGCGGGUUUUUAUUCUGCAUUCCUACUCGAAACGCUCGAGCUGCUGUUGUUGCAUUUUGGGUUGUUGUUGUUAUUGUUUUUUCAGGAUGUCGGUGUAGCACAGGAAAGGGAGGUGGGAGACCGGGACCAAAUUUCUCCGCGUGAUUUAUUGACGUUUGGUCGAUCGCUGCUGAAGCAUCUUUUUUAUCUGCUGCUGUCUGCCUCAGGAAGCGCACAGACCAAAAAAACGCACGAGCGGGGAAGUUAAAACAUGCCAGUCCCGAUUUCUCCCGAAAUCUCAACGAGCUGCUUGGACGUCUUGAAAAUGGCAUGUUGAUGUGUGGUGAGAGCCUUAACCAAUAAUGGCCCAUAGGAUAAGCAAUAUAAAGCUAGCAGACGAUCCACUGUUGCAGGUUGCACUGCAAGUCAUCUUCUACAACCGUCAGGCAAACAUCUCUUGGAAAAACAUCUAAGCUCUGUAGACAGAUUGUUUUUUUUUAGUACUAGGACGUCUGGAUGAACCGAGAUGGCGAGCCUAGCCCAGCGAGACUGGUAGAUGAUCUUUAACGGAGUGGCCAGGCAGUUGAUUUGUCACCAGAGGAAUCUUGAUUUACGUCAAAAGUACCAAUCUGAGUGUCUCCAUCAUGAGGCUUUUGUUGAAGAAUCUGGAUAAAAUGAGAUGUCUACGUAAGCGCUCCACCAUCCCCUUUUUGGUGAUUCUCAUUACCUUUCUGCUUUUCAUGAACCUUUACAUGGAGGAUGGCUAUGUGCUGGAGGAGGAUAAACGGCAGUUGAGAGAGGUCUCAAUGCACCCCUUAAAUUCUGAGCGAUAUGUUCACACCUUCAAAGACAUCACCAAUUUUUCUGGAACAAUCAACGUAACUUAUCGCUACCUUGCUGGGACCCCACUUCCUCGAAAAAAGUACCUCACAAUUGGAUUGUCAUCCGUAAAAAGAAAACGAGGAAAUUACCUUUUGGAGACCAUCAAAUCCAUUUUUGACCAGUCAAGCUACGAAGAGCUAAAAGAGAUUGUAGUUGUGGUUCACCUGGCGGAUUUUGACCUGGCUUGGUGUGAGAGUUUGGUUCAGGAGAUCACCCGCAAAUUUGGACAUCACAUAAUAGCAGGACGCCUGCUGGUUAUUCAUGCACCCGAGGAAUUUUACCCAUCUCUUGACGGGCUAAAGAGAAAUUACAAUGACCCUGAGGAUAGAGUUCGGUUCCGUUCCAAGCAGAAUGUAGACUAUGCUUUCCUGCUCAACUUCUGCACCAACCUCUCCCACUUUUAUAUGAUGCUGGAGGACGAUGUGCGAUGCUCACGAAAUUUUCUCACCGCUCUAAAAAAGGUUGUCACUUCCAGAGAGGGGUCGUACUGGGUCACGCUGGAAUUCUCUAAACUCGGCUACAUCGGGAAGCUCUACCACUCUAGAGAUCUUCCCAGACUUGCACACUUUCUCCUCAUGUUCUAUCAGGAGAUGCCUUGUGACUGGCUGCUGAUUCAUUUCCGAGGCCUGUUGGCCCAGAAGGAAGUGAUCCGCUUCAAGCCAUCGCUUUUCCAACACAUGGGCUACUACUCCUCGUACAAGGGGGCUGAGAAUAAACUGAAGGAUGACGACUUCGAGGAGGACUCACUUGAUAUCCCAGAUAACCCCCCGGCUACAUUAUACACAAACAUCAACGUGUUUGAGAGCUAUGAUGCUGCCAAAGCUUACAGUAGUGUGGACGAGUACUUCUGGGGCAAGUCUCCUUCCACCGGGGACUUUUAUGUCAUAGUGUUCAACAAGCCGACAAAAAUCAGCAAAAUUAAGAUUAGCACUGGAACAGAUGACCGUCAGAAUGACAUUUUGCACCAUGGAGCGUUAGAAGUUGGAGAGAAACUGGUGGGAACAAAAAAGGGCAGGCAGUGCUCCUCCUACAUCACAUUAGGAGAGUUUAAACAUGGGAACAUUGAGGUUCACAACGUGAACCAUAAAAUUGCUUUUGAUAUUGAGUGCGUUCGCAUCGUGGUUACAGCCAACCAGAAGGAAUGGCUUAUCAUCAGAAGUAUAAGCCUGUGGACUACUCAACCUCCAAAUCAAUGAGAACUGCUCUGGAUCAUCACUACUAUCACACAAAAUGCACAACAAUCAGUCAUUUAGUUUGCUGGGUAUAUUUAUUUAUUUAUUUAAUUUUUGGUUGAUUAUUUAUUUAUUAGGUUUACUAUUUAUUUGGU
This is a messenger RNA of Silurus meridionalis, 2238 nucleotides long. RefSeq names its product mgat4 family member C (gene mgat4c). The record is from RefSeq and is a predicted model, not a curated record. The transcript has 7 exons. The coding region runs from base 674 to 2107 and encodes 477 amino acids. Gene Ontology annotation, molecular function: acetylglucosaminyltransferase activity. NCBI's taxonomy places the organism in Eukaryota, Metazoa, Chordata, Actinopteri, Siluriformes, Siluridae. Gene Ontology annotation, biological process: protein N-linked glycosylation.